AUGGACGAUGCAUUCUUUUCUAUAUUGGUAGAUAAAUCACGUGAUGUUUCAAUAAGAGAGAAAAUGUCAGUGGUGUUGCGUUAUGUGAACAAAAAAGGGCAAGUAAUUGAAAGGUUUGUGGGUGUCCAAUAUGCCUCUGAUACAACUAGUAGCAAAUUGAAAGAAGCAAUUGAGCAGUUGAUUUCUUCAACAAAUUUGAGCAUGUCCAGGCUACGAGGACAGGGGUAUGAUGGCGCUAGUAAUAUGAGAGGUGAGCUCAAUGGUCUUAAAACACAGAUUUUGAGAGAAUAUCCUCUAGCAUAUUAUGUCCAUUGUUUUGCACAUCAACUACAACUAGCUCUUGUUGUCGUGGCAAAGGGAAAUGAAAACAUUGCUACUUUCUUCACAACGGCUAGUAGUGUCGUAAAUAUUAUUGGAGCAUCGUGUAAGCGUCGUGAUGCACUUAGAGAGCAACAACAAAAAGAUAUUAUGAAAACUCUUGAAAUUGAUGAUCUUGAAACGGGGCGAAGGUUAAAUCAAGAGACUACUCUCAAACGUCCUUGUGAUACACGUUGGAACUCACAUUAUGAUACUUUACUUAGUAUUAAUAUUAUGUUUCAUCCCGUGGUGAAGGUGCUUGAAUGGAUUGUUGAUGAUGUCAACCAAGAUAAUUUAGGUGAAGCAAAUAGGGAAGUAUCAAUAUUUUGUGGUAAAAAUGAUAUUGACGUUCCUAACAUGGAUGAUUUAUUUGUACCACAAGGGAGAUCAAGACGUAAAGCUCAGAAAAUCACAAACCGCCAGUAUUAUCGUGUGGACUUAUUUCUUACUAUCAUUGAUAAGCAACUAGUGGAAUUGAAUAAUCGCUUCACUGAGGUAAAUACUGAAUUGCUUCUUUGUAUGGCAUGUUUGAGUCCGGCUUAUAAUUUUGCAGCUUUUGACAAACAGAAAAUACUUCAUUUUGCUAAAUUUUACCCUCAAGAAUUUAAUGACCGAGACCUCAUGAAGCUUGAGACCACUUGGGCUUUAGAUUGUUGA
Molecule: messenger RNA, 1014 nt
Organism: Prunus persica (peach)
Lineage: Eukaryota; Viridiplantae; Streptophyta; Magnoliopsida; Rosales; Rosaceae
Product: zinc finger MYM-type protein 1-like
Exons: 2
Coding region: 1-1014 (337 amino acids)
Source: RefSeq, a predicted model, not a curated record